UAAUAUUUCUGUAAUUUAUUAAAUAAUAAUUGAAAAAAAUUAAAUUUUAAUGAAAUGUUAAUUUAUUCGCGCCAAAACGCAGUCACCGACGUUGACAUUUGCUGUGACGUCAAUCCUUAGCAAACUUGUAAACAUUAGAGUCGAGUAACAAAUAAAACAUAUUAAAUAUUAUUUUAAUAUGAAUUCUAAAGGAUAUAAGUGGUGUGCGGUCCCGCAGUGCACUAAUACGUCAAUAAAAACCCCUAACAAAGUGUUUAUUUACGUGCCAAACGAUAAAACGAUGCGAUAUAAGUGGCUAACUCUUGCACGGCGAGAUCCUAAAGCUGUUCGUCUUGAUACAUCUAUUUAUUUCUGCGUAGAUCAUUUUGACUUGCCACAUGAUAUGGAUAAUUAUAUGGAAUAUCACAUAAUGGGUUCUGUGUCGAAAAUUCGAAUGAAACCAGGGUGUAUACCCACUAAAUUUGAAUGCCAAGCAGAUAGGAGAAAACGAGCAUCUGAUAUGACCGAACGACCAUAUACUGUAAAAAAGCAAAGACAGGAAUUAAUUCAAGAUUCUAUAAAAGAUCUGGAAGAUAAAAGUAUUGUAAAUAAAGCUAUAGAGUUUGGAGAGACAUCAUCAAGUUCAGCUGUGCAUGGAAAUGCAGAAAGUAUUACACAAGAGAAAAAUAAGUCUGCAAAUAAAUCCAUCCAAGUUUACAUCACACACAAAUUCAGGAGCAAAGCCGUUCAAACUCAAGUUAAUUUUGUAAACCAGAUGACAUCGCCAUCGCCAACCGGAUCGCCAAUCUGUCUCUACAUCGCCAUUUAAGAUAACAAGAUCAGUUUUCUAAUCAAACCAACUGCAAGCACAUCAAACAUAAAUAAAUGUUCAAGAAAAAUGUUUGUCUCUGAAAACCGCUCUGAUAGUGAUAUUUCGUACACACCCUCCAUUACUCAUGGAGAAUCAUCACCAACUAUAUCUGUUCAAACAAAAUCAUGUUCAGAUUGCAGUGAGUUGAAACAAGAUGAUAAACAAAAAGAGUCAACUCAAAUGCUGCAAUGCACAAUACUUAAAAUUAACAGAAAUCCCCGUCUUUAUAUUGGUGUACCUAAAGACUGUUAUUAUUUAAUAGAUUUAAUUGAAAAAAAUACAAACAUUACUCCAGUUCAUUUACUCAUGUGUUUGAAAAAGAUUAGGCUAAAUAACUCAUUCAAAGAGCUUGCAGAUGAUUUUUCCCUAACACCAGGUUAUGCUAGUAAGAUAUUUUUAAAAAAUAUUCCUUUGUUGGCUAGUGUAAUGCGUACUUUCUUGGUAAAAUUAGAUAAAUUUAAAAUAAAAAAUAAUUUACCAAUGGCAUUAAGGCAUAAAUAUAAUCAAGUAAGUUGUAUCAUCGACUGUUUAGAGAUAGAAAUACAAAAGCCGUCAAAAGCUUUAAAUCAAUCUCUCUCCUGGUCGGAAUAUAAAAAAGCAAACACUAUCAAAUAUCUUGUGUCAUGCACCCCAAAUGGUCUGGUGAAUUACAUAUCACCUGGGUAUGGAGGAAGAGUAACAGACACAUGUCUAGUGGAAACAUGUGAUUUUUUUUAAUGUUUGGAACCAGGCAUGUGUGUAAUGGCUGAUAGAGGGUUUAAGCAUGUUGAAACAUAUUUAUUGAAACAUGGUGUAAAAUUAAUGCGACCUCCUAGUGUUCUAACAGGGGCUAAACUCUCAAAAACUGAGGUGAGGGAAACUAAACAAAUUGCCAGUUUAAGAAUACAUGUGGAGAGAGUGAUUCGUCGCUUAAGAGAAUUUCGCAUAUUGAAACCACAUGCAUGUGUAAAUUACAGUCUUGUUAAAGUUCUGGAUGACAUUAUAACUAUUGCCUGUGGGUUAAUAAAUUUGCACGAUUCUUUAGUUAAGUAACCUAUGAUUAUAACCAUUAAGAGUGAUUACACCCCUAGCGGGACGUCAGUGCAGGACCCAUCACCUCCCAAAUUAGAACCUAUGAUUAUUUAACCUCUUUUUGUAUGAUCAUAAUUAAAUAGGAAAAAAUAAAAGCACUAAUUAAC
This is a messenger RNA of Helicoverpa zea (corn earworm), 2028 nucleotides long. RefSeq lists its product as uncharacterized. NCBI's taxonomy places the organism in Eukaryota, Metazoa, Arthropoda, Insecta, Lepidoptera, Noctuidae. Bases 179 to 808 code for a protein of 209 amino acids. The transcript has 4 exons. The record is from RefSeq and is a predicted model, not a curated record.